Molecule: messenger RNA, 765 nt
Organism: Mercenaria mercenaria
Lineage: Eukaryota; Metazoa; Mollusca; Bivalvia; Venerida; Veneridae
Exons: 3
Coding region: 1-765 (254 amino acids)
Source: RefSeq, a predicted model, not a curated record
AUGGGUUCGAGCCUUGCUACCGGCCAUAUCUCUUUAUGUGAGAACGGUUGGCAGAUUCUUACGGAGGACGGGAGCCUUGUACUGGUUCUUCCCAGGAGCGAUGGUUGGGUUGAAAAAGCCCUGGCUGCUACUACCACUGAUCCCGCUACUGCUUCUACUAAUGAUCCUAGUGCUGCUGCUGCUACUACUAUUGAUCCCACUACUGUUGCUACUACCACUGAUCCCACUACUGCUUCUAGUACUGAUCCUACUGCUGCUGCUGCUACUACUGAUCCCACUACUGUUGCUACUACCGCUGAUCCCACUACUGCUUCUAGUACAGAUCCCACUGCUGCUGCUGCUACUACUGAUCCAACUACUGCUACUACUUCUAAUCCCACUGCUGCUAAUGCUACUAAUACUGAUCCUACUGCUGCUGCUGCUACUGAUCCCACUACUGGUAGUACUAUAGUUACUGAUCCCACUGCUGCUGCUGCUACUACUGAUCCAACUACUGCUACUACUUCUAAUCCCACUGCUGCUAAUGCUACUAAUACUUAUCCUACUGCUGCUGCUGCUACUGAUCCCACUACUGGUAGUACUAUAGUUACUGAUCCCACUGCUGCUGCUACUACUAUUGAUCCCACUACUGCUUCUAGUACUGAUCCCACUGCUGCUGCUGCUACUACUGAUCCCACUACUGUUGCUACCACCACUGAUCUCACUACUACUUCUAGUACUGAUCCCACUGCUGCUGCUGCUACUACUGAUCCCACUACUAACUGA